Molecule: messenger RNA, 2500 nt
Organism: Trifolium pratense (red clover)
Lineage: Eukaryota; Viridiplantae; Streptophyta; Magnoliopsida; Fabales; Fabaceae
Product: folate synthesis bifunctional protein, mitochondrial
Exons: 2
Coding region: 403-1944 (513 amino acids)
Biological process (GO): tetrahydrofolate biosynthetic process
Molecular function (GO): 2-amino-4-hydroxy-6-hydroxymethyldihydropteridine diphosphokinase activity; dihydropteroate synthase activity
Source: RefSeq, a predicted model, not a curated record
AAUUGGUAUGUUAUUGUAUACGAGUAUGGCUAUCACUUUGUACUUCUUAGUAUGCCACGUGUUUGAUAAUAUGCCUCAGAGACUUUUAUAUCAGUGUUUCACUUUUUUUUUUCCUUGUUGGUGUUACAUCAUAUUAUAACUAAGCCAUGCUUUUCUUAUGCAAUUUUGUUGACCAUUAUUUUAUUGUAUGCAAUUACAGAUUCACUAAAUUGGAAUAAUGAGUUAUUGUUUCUAAUUGCUAUUGCAUGAAAUUCCUAUAGAAGUUUGAUUUUUUGGUGAAAUGUGAAUUCUUUCUGAUUAUUACCGUUGCGACUAAUGGGUGUGGCAUUGCAUGAUAUCAGUGCAUCAGCUGAAGAGGGUUAGCAUAUUGGCUCAGUAUACACUUUCGAAAGCCGUUCGCAGAUGAGUAUACUUAAGUAUCUGGGGGCACGCAGGAAUAGGCUCUAUGCUGCCAGAAACUACCUCAAAGUGCUGGGUUUUUCCUCUAUUCACACAGCUCCAAACUCCUCUGUUGAACUUCACACUCAAGAUGAGGAAGUAGUGAUUGCUUUGGGAAGUAACGUAGGUGAUAGACUACAUAACUUCAAGGAAGCGUUGACAUUGAUGAGGAAGUCAGGCAUACAUAUCACAAGACAUGCGAGUCUGUAUGAGACAGCACCAGCGUAUGUUACUGACCAACCUCGCUUCCUCAACUCUGCUGUAAGAGCUGUUACUAAACUAGGGCCACAUGCAUUAUUGUCUGUACUCAAAGGAAUCGAGAAGGACUUGGGCCGUACUGACGGCAUAAGGUAUGGUCCAAGGCCAAUUGACUUAGACAUUUUAUUCUACGGUAAAUUUAGAGUCAGAUCAGAUAUUCUCACAGUACCACAUGAAAGAAUUUGGGAAAGGCCGUUUGUUAUGGCCCCUUUGAUGGAUUUACUGGGAACAUCUAUUGACAAUGAUACAGUUGCUAGCUGGCAUUCAUUUUCAGGCCAUUCUGGUGGACUAGCUUCAUUAUGGGAAAAAUUAGGUGGUGAGUCCCUUAUUGGAGAGGAAGGUAUGUGUAGGGUAAUGCCUGUUGCAAAUGGCUUGCUUGAUUGGUCGCGAAGAACAUUGGUCAUGGGGAUCCUUAAUUUGACUCCAGAUAGUUUUAGUGAUGGGGGGAAUUUCCAGUCUGUGGAGUCUGCUGUUUCACAGGCUCGGUUAAUGAUAUCUGAGGGUGCUGACAUAAUUGAUAUCGGUGCUCAGUCUACUCGGCCAAUGGCAUCCAGGAUCUCGGUCGAAGAAGAAUUAGGUAGAUUAAUCCCUGUCCUGGAAGCUGUAAUGUUGAUACCUGAGGUAGAAGGAAAAGUCAUAUCGGUGGAUACUUUCUACUCAGAAGUUGCAUUAGAAGCAGUGCGCAGAGGAGCUCAUCUUAUAAAUGAUGUAUCUGCUGGAAAGUUAGAUACAAAUAUGUUUAAGGUCGUGGCAGAUCUUGAUGUUCCUUAUGUUGCAAUGCAUAUGAGGGGUGAUCCGUGUACAAUGCAGAAUAGUGAAAACCUGAAAUAUGAUAAUGUGUGCAAGGAUAUAUCCUCAGAAUUAUACUCACGUGUUAAAGAGGCCGAAAUGUCGGGAAUCCCAGCAUGGAGGAUUAUUAUGGACCCUGGACUUGGAUUCUCAAAGAAAACUGAAGACAAUUUAGAGGUCCUCACAGGAAUACCUGAUAUCAGAGCAGAGAUUUCAAAAAGAAGUUUGGCCAUCUCCCAUGCUCCUAUACUAAUUGGACCUUCAAGAAAAAGAUUUUUAGGUGAUAUUUGCUCUCGCCCUUCUGCAGUUGAGAGGGAUCCUGCUACCAUUGCUUCUGUCACAGCUGGUGUGUUGUGUGGAGCAAAUAUUGUUCGAGUGCAUAAUGUCAAAGAUAAUAUAGAUGCCGUGAAGCUUUGCAAUGCAAUUCAAAAACAGAGAAGUUCUCGCAUAAAAUUUUGACAGUGAAUUUGUCUUGCUAUGACGGUUUCGGUAUUUGGCUUCAUGCAACGAUGGCGAAAAUAAUUCAUCAAGAAACUAGCCUAUUGCAUUCAUGGCGGAUGCAAUCUUGAUAUGAGAACAGGUUUUGACUCCAUUCAGCAGAAGCAACUAAUCAUGCCAUCAUGGAGUCCACCUCCUAUUGCCUCCUUGAAAUGUAACUUAGAUGCAACAACUUUCCAGCAGCACAACCAUUUGGGAUUUGAUUUUUGCUUCUUUGAUCUUGCUGGAUCGUUAUUUUUAGCAAGAACUGAUUCGUGUUAUGCAGAUAUAUGAAGUCUUUUCUUUUGCCGUGAUUUCAUAGCCUUCCACCACUUAUCCAAAUACUCGCUUAAAGCAUCUCUAAAGUACGUUUUGUUAUGGUUCGAAAAUAUAAUAACGAGUUUUUAUGUUAGAGUACGUGUCACAUGUAACAGUAGUGCUCUUAAUAGAGCAUUUUCUUGAAGUAUUCUUAAUAUCGUUGUUUUUCUCAGUGUCCUCUUUGAAAGAUAUAUAUAAUUAUAAUUCAACAAAAAAUAAA